UCAACCUUAAAGAUGCGGAGAAACAAGAGGAAGAGGACGAGGAUGAAGAAUGUUUCAGUAGUGCUGAGAGCCUGCAUUAUAAACUUCGCCUGCUAGUCUAUUCACCUCUGCGUAUGCUGAGGGGAAUUUUUCUUCAAUACAGAAAGAUGGUAUUAGUCACGGCCGCACGGGAUUACGUUAACCGGAUGUUACAGGACAUCACCGGCAUGAAGGUUCUUAUCCUCGAUUCUCAAACGGUCAGUAUUGUAAGUGUUGUGUAUUCCCAGUCGGAGCUUCUUCAGAAAGAAGUUUUUUUGGUGGAAUUAGUAGAUUCCAUUUCCAUGUCUAAAGAAUCCAUGUCUCAUCUCAAAGCAGUUUACUUCCUACGGCCGACGUCGCAGAAUAUUCAGCACUUGCGACGGCAGCUGGCUAAUCCUAGAUUUGGAGAGUAUCACUUGUUCUUCUCAAAUAUGUUAAAGGAUACACAGAUCCAUAUCUUAGCUGAUUCUGAUGAACAAGAAGUUGUCAACCAAGUUCAGGAAUUUUAUGCUGACUUUGUUGCGGUUGAUCCUUACCAUUUCACCUUGAAUAUCCCCUCAAAUUGCUCAUAUAUGAUCCCAGCAGUUGUAGAUCCUUCAGGUUUGCAACGCUUUUGUGACUGCGUUGUUUAUGGCAUUGCAGCAGUUUUUUUGGCUUUGAAACGGAGGCCCGUCAUACGAUAUCAAAGGACCUCUGAUGUUGCAAAAAGAAUAGCACAUGAAACAUCAAAGCUGAUGUACCAGCAGGAAAGCAGUCUUUUUGAUUUUAGACGCGUGGAAGUUUCUCCAUUGUUGCUGAUAGUUGAUAGAAGGGAUGACCCUGUGACUCCUUUGCUGAAUCAAUGGACGUAUCAGGCUAUGGUUCAUGAAUUGAUUGAUAUUGAAGACAACAAAGUGGAUUUAAGAAGCAUUGGAAAAUCCACCAAAGACCAACAGGAGGUUGUCCUAUCGUCAGCGCAAGAUGCCUUCUUCAAAGCUAACAUGUAUGAGAAUUUUGGAGAUAUUGGAAUGAACAUAAAGCAGAUGGUGGAUGACUUUCAGCAAAUUGCUAAAAGUAACCAAAAUAUCCAGACCAUAGAAGACAUGGCCAAAUUUGUUGACAACUACCCUGAGUACAGAAAAAUGCAUGGCAAUGUCUCAAAACAUGUGACAUUGGUUACAGAAAUGAGCAAGAUAGUUGACGAGAGAAAGCUCAUGUUAGUGUCACAAACGGAGCAAGAAUUGGCAUGUAAUGGUGGGCAAGUGGCAGCGUUUGAGGCAGUUACGGAUCUCUUAAACAAUGAAAACAUUUCUGAUAUUGACCGUUUACGGCUAGUGAUGUUGUAUGCCUUGCGCUAUGAGAAGGAGAGUCCAGUUCAAUUGAUGCAGCUUUUCAACAAGCUGGCUUCUCGGUCUGCCAAGUACAAGCUCGGGCUUGUCCAGUUCCUCUUGAAGCAAGCGGGUGUUGAUAAGCGAACUGGUGAUCUCUUUGGAAAUCGAGAUCUUUUGAAUAUUGCUCGUAACAUGGCACGUGGACUGCAGGGGGUUGAGAAUGUCUACACCCAGCACCGGCCUCUUCUGUUCCAAACUAUGGAAAGCAUAACCAAGGGCCGUCUAAGAGAUGUGGACUACCCAUAUGUUGGAGAUCAUUUUCAGCAGGCCAGACCCCAGGAUGUAGUUAUUUUUGUUGUUGGUGGGACGACAUAUGAAGAGGCACGUUCUGUUGCUCUGCAGAAUGCCAGCAAUUCUGGAAUUCGUUUCAUACUUGGUGGAUCUGUAGUACUCAAUUCUAAAAGAUUUAUUAAGGACUUGGAAGAGGCCCAGAGGAUUAUCAAAUCCAGCACGAGCGUCAUCUGAGGAGGCUCUGAGGAUAACUAAAUCAAAUACUAGUGUGAUCUGAAGCUCAAUCUCUUCCUAUUUAGAAACUCCAGAGCCAUAUCUAGUCACCUGUGGUAGGCCUAAAAACCCAUCAAAUUCUACUUAGGUGAUGAUGUCUCGAGAAAAAUGCAAUGCAAGACUCAACCAAAUACCAGAUGGGGUUGGAAUUCAAGAUGCAGAAAUCAACGCCCAGGAGUGGAACAAGUGCAGACGAAACUUACAAUUUGUUGGUUACUCGGACCGCUUUUGAUCUGGAGACUUUGUUCAUCGAAGUACUGUUACUUAGAGAUUACUUUUGGGGAGAAUCAUGUAAAAAAAGUACAAACGAAAGCCAGAAUUUGAUGAGGGAUUUGCUUUGUUUGGAUUCCAACAAGGAAAAUGCUUGAGAUCCCCAAUAUAGUUGGUUGUAUGGGGUGCGAUUUUUGACAUGAUAUGGGAGUAACUCGAUCCAGUUGGACGUAGCUUAUACUCCACUUGUUGGGUCUAGUAUAA
Messenger RNA from Tripterygium wilfordii, 2366 nucleotides. Its product is annotated as vacuolar protein sorting-associated protein 45 homolog. The transcript is spliced from 15 exons. Gene Ontology annotation, cellular component: Golgi membrane. Gene Ontology annotation, biological process: vesicle-mediated transport; intracellular protein transport. The coding region runs from base 114 to 1853 and encodes 579 amino acids. The record is from RefSeq and is a predicted model, not a curated record. Lineage: Eukaryota; Viridiplantae; Streptophyta; Magnoliopsida; Celastrales; Celastraceae.